UGCUGAGAAUAGUUCGUUUCAAAUCUCGGUUGAUGAUUGUUGGCAAAUGUGGGAAUAAAAACAAACGAAACAAGAAAAUAAUUUUAACAUUUAAUUUCUUACAGAUUAAAAAAUAAUUUGAAAUAAAUAUUACUAUAACACCUUUUACGUGUGCAAUGUGUUAAGCGAGUGUACUGAGUGAAAUUAAGAAGUACUGACAUUCUUAAACGUUCGCGAAUUUUUAUUAUUCAGCAUAACUAAUUUUAUUAGCAGAAAUAUUGUGUACAAUCGGAUACUACUUUAUGACACACGUAGUAUAAUUGUUAAGAGGCUAGCAAGCAAGCCGAGAAUUGUGAAAAACCACAAUUCUUUCUUUGUUCCUUAAACACCGACAUUGAACCAAACCAGCGCUUUGUGUUCUUUCAUUUUACGUGUACAUUUAGUAAGAAAAACGAAAAAGAAAAAGUUUAUAUUUAUAAAUUUUGCUACUUAAAUAUUCGUGAAUUGUGAAAAAGUAUGUAUUAAAAAACUAAACUCGUAUAUAGUAUAUUGUUGUUAUACAUAUACGAAUAUACGCCAUUCACGGGUCAAUAUUUUAUCAGUUAAAGCAGCCACCAAAAAUUAAACUAAAUAUUUUUUCAAUCUGAAAAAACUUUAAUAAGUCCAUAUUACAUAUAUACAUAUACAUCUGUGUAUAAAUUUAUAAAAAUACGCAAUGCAGAAAUUUAUAUCGAGAAAUAAUUUUGGGAUGUCGUCACAACGCUUAAAUGCAUGUCGUAGCCUUGUACCAUUACGUUUCAUACUGUUAUGUGUUAUUGGUAUUAUCCUCACGUCGUACGUGCCCCACACAAAUGCUACAUCUUUUCCCACACUAAAGUGGGAAGAAAUACGUACUGAAUACAUUGAUUUGGAAAAAGCUCUAUGGCAGUAUUUGAAUAAGUCUACUACUAAUGGUAAUAAACUGUCACAAAUAAGAAAAGUCUUUGAUUCCCACAACAGCUUUAUUAAAUGGCAUUUGCAGAGCUUGUUUGAGCCUGGUGAAUACAACAUUUUAAAUCAUUAUGAGUGGAAACUACUUGAACGUGAUUUAUUGGAAAUAGAUGGUAUAUUUGGAUUCUUUAAGGAUUUUAUGAAACGCAACGAAAACUUCACUAAUUUGGAGGAACGGGCCGUAUUAGAUAUAUGCGAUACAGCUUUGCGAAAUGAUAAAGUAUUCUCAAUGUCCCGCAUUUUUCAGGAUAUUGAAUUGGUUAUGGUUAAACAGACUUUAUACUAUCGUGCAAUGUUGGAAUCCGCAAAUGAAAUAUGCCACACGCAACAAUCGCCUCAGCAAUUUGUUUACUCACUCUAUGCCGACAUUGCAAUGACGGAAUUGAAGGGAUACGCACUCAUGGAAUUUUCAUGGAUGAUGUUAAGAAUUUAUGGCAAGGGUAAUUUUACAGAAGAAUCUGAGCUUAUGCGUUCUGAUUAUCAGAAACGUACUGAGCGCACACUCAAACUACUACGCGAAGUUAUGUUACGUUCCAGUCGAAACGUUUGGCAUUGCGAUCCCGAUAAAUAUGUUAAGGGGGAAACUUAUGAGGAAGUCACUCGUUUAUUACAGGGUUAUAUAGAGAAUGAAGUUGACAUGAAUAACGAUGAAACAUGUCGAGAAGAUUGUGCAUUUUACAUAUCCGCAAAAUCAGAAGGUUGUUUUAAGAAUAAAUAUUGUGCACGUCAACCUAAAUGUUCUGGCAGGUUAUAUAGCUGUAGGUAUUUGGAUUCAGAUAUGUGGAUAUGCCCAUCGCCCUUGAAUAGCACGCGUCGAUAUGAAUGGAUUGAAUAUGAAAAUGGUCGAAUUUUGGGGAAAGCGGGUUAUUGUACUCGCGGUACAACAAAGGUUGAUUCUUGGUGGCGUUAUUUGUUAUGGCACUGUAGCUACUGCUUUUGCCUUUGCGACGAGCAAGGUCUAAAAUCCGAUCGGUAUUUUAAUUUACGUGAUGUUGUCUCCGAUGUAGAGGAAAAUAAGGUUGUCACUGGAUUACGUUUUGUUAAAAAAAAUCGUGUUUUCCAUUUACAAAUACAACAAGGUGAAUUGCAACCACGCGGUAGCAUUAAUGCAUCAAAUAUUUCUUGGAAACCAACAAAUAAUUACAACAUAUUCGAUCGAGAUGUCAAGAAUGGACGAGAUUAUCACACUUUAAGUUAUGAAUCUCGGUCAAUAGACUUAGAUGAUGUCCAUACAGAGGAUAUCAGUUAUAUUGUCACUGGUGUACGUUUCAGAGUCAUGGGUACACAUUUAAAUCUAGAAGCUCGUUUCAGUGAAUUUAAUUUUAAAACGGGAGAACUGGUAUCACCCGAAAUAAAUAGUUUCUGGAAAUCUAAUGACAAUACUGAUGUAAGCGGAAAUAGAAGAACUAAGAUAAGACUAAAUAGUCCAGAUAUAUCAAUUCGUACUAUUGUGAAAUCGUUGCCGAAUUCUAAGGACAAUGACUAUAUUGACUUUGUUAAUUCCGAUAUGGACAAGGAUGCUGCUCAAAGUACAGUACCUUUUAUUGAUACACAAGGUGUGGUUUCAAAGCCACCAGUACCGCUAGCAGGUGUGGGUAUAUAUCAUAAAACUCAGAAUGGCUACGGUGGUUUUGUUGGUCCAAAAAUUGAGACCUAUGAUUUUGCACCACAUGUACAAUUGCCGACACAUGGCUAAUAGAAAUACUACCAGCGUUACAAUUUUUAUGUGAAAUCAUAUUAUAUAUAUAAGAUUUAUCAAUUAAGAACAAGUAGCAUAUAAGUAUAAGGAGCAAAAUAUAAUAUAUUAAUUAUAGCUUAACAUUAUAUAUUAAAAAAUGUUAAAAUAAACAGUCAAAAAACAGUUCCAAAGUAUGUAAAGAUCUUAGUGAAUACAAUUAAACGAUAGAGUAGAAUAAAAACUAAUAUAAAAAUUUAUUGAAUUUAUUGUGUCAAAUAAUUUACGCAUGUUGGCAUAAAUUAUACAUGGUUCUGAUUGCAAAAAAAUUAAAAAUUUAUUAUGAAUUACAAC
Molecule: messenger RNA, 2998 nt
Organism: Teleopsis dalmanni
Lineage: Eukaryota; Metazoa; Arthropoda; Insecta; Diptera; Diopsidae
Gene: orion
Exons: 8
Coding region: 695-2665 (656 amino acids)
Source: RefSeq, a predicted model, not a curated record